GCGGCUUUAAAGCCAGCCCUGCAAGCGGCUGCAGGCGGAUGCCUGCAGAGCCUCCGGGUGCGUGGCUCUGCGCAGCGCGUCUCGGCGAGAUUUCGCUCUUCCCGCCGGGACCGCUGCAUUGGUAAUCAGUAGCGGAUCACUCAGCUGAGCGGCAGGGAGAACAAAGGAGUCGGGGAGAGAAGAGGCUCCCCGCCGCUUUGCAGCGAGUGGCUUCCUCCCCCCGCCGCCUGCGCCCGGCGCGGAGCAGCUGAAUUUAUAAUCGUCACUGGAUUGAGCCGCCAUUUGCUUUCCUGCUCGCUCGCUCGCUUGCUCUGUCGGCAUUGUCCGGAGGCGGCACCUAGAGGUUGGAACUCGGCAUCGCAGCUCCAGGCUUUAAAUGGACUUAAUUCUCUGAAUAAGCCAGUGUGUCGGUAACAAAACUGUGGGUGUGGAGUGCAGCAUAUUUAGAGAAAAGAUUUGUGGCUUGAUUAAAAAUUAAGACAAAACAGACGCUUAGCUGCUGUUCUGCAUAGAACCCUCUGUUGUUAAGAGAUUUUAAUUCAUAAGGAACUGGUCUUUUAAAUUGUUGCAGUAGGUGAAACUUCUCAGUGCAGCAAGUGUUUAUUAGGAGAAGGGAGUCACAAAGAAGUGAGGAUGAGUAAGAGCAAAGAUGAUGCCCCUCAUGAGCUGGAGAGCCAGUUUAUCUUGCGCCUGCCUCCAGAAUAUGCUGCUACUGUGAGGAGGGCAGUGCAGUCGGGACAUGUCAACCUGAAAGACAGACUGACCAUCGAGUUACACCCCGAUGGGCGUCAUGGAAUUGUCAGAGUGGACCGGGUCCCUCUGGCCUCAAAACUGGUGGAUCUGCCAUGUGUUAUGGAAAGCUUGAAAACCAUCGAUAAAAAAACCUUUUACAAGACUGCUGAUAUCUGUCAGAUGCUCGUGUCCACAGUUGAUGGUGAUCUUUAUCCCCCUGUGGAGGAGCCAGUUGCUGCUGCUGACCCCAAAGCAAGCAAGAAAAAGGAUAAGGACAAAGAGAAAAAGUUCGUCUGGAACCAUGGAAUUACUUUGCCUCUAAAGAAUGUCAGAAAGAGAAGAUUCCGGAAGACAGCAAAGAAAAAGUAUAUUGAGUCUCCAGAUGUGGAGAAAGAAGUGAAGCGGUUGCUGAGUACAGAUGCAGAAGCUGUCAGUACUCGCUGGGAGAUAAUUGCUGAAGAUGAAACAAAAGAGACGGAGAAUCAAGGCCUUGACAUCUCUUCCCCAGGAAUGUCUGGCCACCGGCAGGGCCAGGACUCCCUGGAGCACGAUGAGCUUCGGGAGAUAUUCAAUGACCUCAGCAGCAGCAGCGAGGAUGAAGAUGACGCCCAGCACCAGGACGAAGAAGAUAUAAACAUCAUCGACACUGAGGAAGACCUGGAGAGACAGCUGCAGGACAAGCUGAAUGAGUCGGAUGAACAGCACCAAGAAAACGAAGGCACCAACCAGCUGGUUAUGGGCAUUCAGAAGCAGAUUGACAACAUGAAAGGCAAGCUCCAGGAGACCCAGGACAGGGCCAAGCGACAGGAGGAUCUCAUCAUGAAGGUGGAAAACCUGGCUCUCAAGAACAGAUUUCAGGCUGUGCUGGAUGAGUUAAAGCAAAAGGAAGACCGAGAAAAGGAGCAGCUCAGCUCUUUGCAGGAAGAGCUGGAGUCACUCCUAGAGAAGUAAGAAGAAUUUUGAUCAUUUUGAACCUGAUGGGUCCACACUAAGAAAAUCUUCAUCACUUUUUCUGGAUUUUAAGAUUUUGCAGUAGUUCCCGUUCCUUCUAAUGCUAGAAGUUCUUUUUAAAUUAUCUUGGUUUUCAGAAGCACUUUGCUAGGUGUUCAUUCUAUAGAAUUAGGAUUGACUAGGCAGUAAUGUAAUUGUUAGGAAGUUGUAGGGUUAGUGGAAUGAACAGCUGAACCCUCAUAUUCACAGCUGCAUUGCAGGACUUUGCUGCUGUUUCCCCAUUUCCCAGAAGCUGCUAUUGCUGCCAUGUGGUGCCUUCUGAGAUAGGUAAGAACCUAGUGUAGAGGCAGUGAAGUUGGUUUGCAUAUGUUUCCCUAACUAUUUUCUCAGUUAAAUCGAAGCAGUUUCGCACAUGUAGAGAUGCAAAUAAUUUCAUAAGGUUUCUAACAAAUAAAAGCAACUAAUUUUCAA
Molecule: messenger RNA, 2154 nt
Organism: Lepus europaeus (European hare)
Lineage: Eukaryota; Metazoa; Chordata; Mammalia; Lagomorpha; Leporidae
Gene: TAF7
Product: TATA-box binding protein associated factor 7
Exons: 2
Coding region: 634-1683 (349 amino acids)
Biological process (GO): regulation of transcription by RNA polymerase II; transcription initiation at RNA polymerase II promoter; RNA polymerase II preinitiation complex assembly
Cellular component (GO): transcription factor TFIID complex
Molecular function (GO): RNA polymerase II general transcription initiation factor activity
Source: RefSeq, a predicted model, not a curated record